AUGGAAGUGGACAAAGAUCUGCCAUUUGAAACUCUGUUGAAACUUGAAAAUCAAUUGGGAUCGAAAACAUUUCAUGAAGCUCACAUGAAAAAAUCUGAGAAAAGUUUACUUCCAAAGAGAAAACAAAAUACAAAUCGUGAAGAUGACAGUGAUGAAGCUCCCGAAGAAUUCUCAUCAAAGCAUCCUCCAAAGCAGAAGUUCAUCAAAUCAUUUAAGCAGCCGAAACAAACUCCAGCAAUCGAUCCAAGAUUUAAUCCACGUUCAGGAACUUUCAAAGCUGAUCAUUUCAGAAGAAACUUCCAGUUUGCAUUUGAUUUGAAAGAUCAAGAACUUGACACACUUAAGAAUUCAACCCAUUCAAUGAGUAACUCAGAGGAAAAAGAAAAAGUUAAAUAUCUUAUACAACGAAGGGAUAAUCAAAAACGCGAGCAACUGAAGAAACUCAACAAACCUAAACCAAUAAUAAAUAAAGACGGAUACAAAUACUAUCCAAGCAAAAAAGAAAUUGUUGCACAAGAACUUGUAACAAAAUAUGAUGAGCUGAAGGGUUCUGGUAAACUUCAAUCUUAUCUCGAGAAGCGUCGAAAGAAACAAGCUGGAAAAGAACGCAAAAAAAUGGGCAUAGAGAAAUAA
Clunio marinus is the source of this 633-nucleotide messenger RNA. NCBI's taxonomy places the organism in Eukaryota, Metazoa, Arthropoda, Insecta, Diptera, Chironomidae. The record is from the annotation of a GenBank genome assembly.